CUCAAAUUGGGUUAUCUCUGCAGUUGUGUUUUGGACCAGAGAGAGGGCCUCUCCAUAUGAUCCAAAAACGCUGAGGGCUCAAAGAGGGAGAUACGGCCCUUCUUCAGUCCUAGGCCCAAGUUCUGGUGAUUGGUGCGUGGCUGAGAGGUUUAGGCCACUGUCCUUGGACCACAGUGAAUUUAAGGGGAGCUGAAUCUGUGUUGCACGUAAUACUCAUCCAGUGGAGUGAACUUGUGGGACUGAGUGUUGGCUGAGGAGAAGGGGCAAAGGUUCUGCCGGUAUGGCGGCGGAUUCAGCAUGCAACAAUAAAGUUGAAAGUGUAAUAGGCUGUCAUGUUGAAGAUGCCAUAACAUUUUGGGCACAGAACAUUAAUAAACAUAAUGAUAUGUUGAAGAUCAGCUGUGCUCUAGCUAGAGCCUGUCCUCAAGGGAGCCCAGUUUUUGGCAAUCCUGAUCUUGCAAAGAUCUAUGGAGGAUGCUUUUCUGAAGAUAAAUGCUGGUAUAGAUGUAAAGUACUGCAGAUUAUCAAUGAUGAAAAGUGCCAGGUAUUAUAUAUUGACUAUGGAAACUCUGAGCUUCUCAGUCGAUCAGAAAUAGUCGAGAUUCCAGCAGACUUGCAGUUUCCUAGUUUGGCAACAAAGUACAGAUUAUGGGGAUUACAGAUUUCUGUGAAACAAGAUUUAAAUCAGUUUGACAAGGGCCGGAGUUUUCUGAACAGCUUGAUUUUUGAAAAAGAGAUGAAGAUAAGAUAUAAGUCCACUUCUCAAGAUGGUGCCCUUGUGGUCCAGGCAGAGUGUGGCUUAUUGGAUGUUGGGGAAGAAAUGGCUAAGAAAGGAUUUGCUGAUAGGUACAUAUUCCCCCCAAACAGUGAUGCAGAAAAUGGUUCUUCUUUGUACCAGGCCAAGAUGAAUGCCAGUACUCCAGCUUUGAUGUGGGCAGCCAGAAGUGGACUCUCAGCCAACAGGAAUGUAAUAGGAGGCAUUAGUGAUCAUGCUGUGUCUACAAGUGGAAGGAAUGAAAACAAUACUUCAAACCGUGUGCCAUUGAUGAACCGGGAGAAAAUGGUGGGUUGUGAUUUAAGAAGAGUGUCAAACAUUAGCCUGGACAAAAUCAAACAAGAUCAGAAAAUGAUAGCGGAGAAUGAAAAACUAAAAGAGGAGAAUGAAAAGCUAAAAAAGGAGAAUGAAAAGCUAAAAGAGGAGAAAGAGGCCUUCAAAGAGGAAAACAAAAAUUUUCUCCAUCAGCGUGAAGAGCUGGAGUCAAAGAUUCAGAAGCUUACUCAUGAUUUAGAGGAAGAGAAGAAAGCUUACAAGGAAAACCUAGCUUACCUAGAAAACGUUCUGCCUACAUAUGUAGGAACUACAGUGAAAAAUUUGGCUGCCAGGUUUGAGAAAUUGAAGGAAGCAAGGAAAAGCAGUAUGGGUACUCAUUUUGGAGAAGACUUUUCAGAAGCUGUAAAGGUGGUGAAAGAAGGAUGUCUUGCUGCUCCUUGUUCUUUGGAAAAGUUGGAGAAGAUUUGGAUAGACUAUAACUCUGCUCAAGAGGAAAUUCGCCUUUGCAAAGAUGUGGAUGAUAUUCAGCACUUGAUUCUUCACAGAAAUGAAGUACAAAAGAAGUUGUACUCCGCUAUGGAAGAAUUUAUCCUAGAAGUGAAUGAUUUGCCUCUUUCAAAACGCUUGGAAGUACUGCAGAGAUUGCAGGGAUCUUUGGAGGCUUCAUGUGGUCAGGCUCAUUAUGAAGCAGAGAGUUCUGAUGAAGCAUUUGAGAAGUUCUUCGAGUGGAAGAAUGUGAAGCUGGAAGAAUUCAGCCGGGUCAGGAAUGCCACAGAUGCUUCCUUGCAAAAUCUUGUGACAUGUUUUAGCAAAAUAACUCAGUUCUUUAACAUGAGCCCGGAUUUGAAAUAUGAGGAUGUUGCUGUCAGUGUGGAUGAAGUUCUCAAGAAGACUGAGAUGGAUAUUUCUCAAGAGCUGGACCUUUAUCUUACUGAGCCAAAUGAAGCAGACAGAAAAAUAAUCUUAAAUGUGUACAAUGAGGUUAUGCAUAAGAUCCACCAAGAAGAGCAACUAUUAAAUACUGUCUAUCACAGAUAUCUCGACAGUGUUGAGUUCAAAAAACAGAUCGUGGGAUGGCUGGAUACAAGUCCUAACAUUGACAACUUGUUACGGAUUAAGAAUAAAAUGAAAAACAUAAAGGCUCAGCUGAGAUGGAAGCUGGUAGAAAAGAACAACUUGGAAGAAUCCGAUGAUUACCAUGAGUCUAAAAUGGCAAAAAUAAAAGAGGAAAUCACUGCACUGCGAAAUGGUAUCUUUCAGGAAAUAUGCAAGGAACAAGACGAAUAUGAGACACUUCAUCAUCUGGUGCGGACAUGGUUCCCUGAGCUGCCACUUCUUCAUCCCAAGGCUGGAAUUCUCAAAUAUAUGAACUCAGGAGGGCUUCUUACGGUCAGUUUGGAACGUGAUUUUUUAGAUGCUGAACCAAUGAAAGAGCUGAGCACAAAGCGUCCUGUGAUUUGCUCUGAAGUUCAAGGGCAAAAAGUUCUCCUAAAGGGGUACACUGUGAAUAUAAAAACUGAAACAGGAGUGAUAGAAAGAGCAGCAAAGUAUCACAAAGUCUGGAGAGAAAUGAAAGAGGAAUCUGGUCUAAUGCAGUUGAUGUUCCUGUUUUUAUGCAAGUCUGACCCUGUUGCGUAUCUGAUGGUCCCUUAUUAUGCUGGAGCAAGUCUGGGCAUAGUGCAGAGUACCGCACCUUUAACUCCAGGGGAAAGCUUAAAGGUAAUGAAAGGAAUAGUCCGUGGUCUGCACACACUACACAAAGCUGAUAUAAUUCAUGGGUCACUGCAUGAAAACAACGUAUUUGCUGUAAACCGAGAACAAGGAAUUGUUGGAGAUUUUGACUUCACAAAAUCAGAGACUCAGCGUGUUAUGCUGAAUUCCUUGGCACUGAAUGGUUUCAGUUUAACUUCUCCUGAAGUAAGACAGGGACAGCCACCAUCUCCAGCUUCAGAUAUGUAUGCUUUUGGUUGCCUACUCUACUGGCUAUUUAUUGGAAACCAAGAGUUUAAAAUAGACAAGGACGGGAUUCCUCAAGUGGAUGGCCUUCUAAUGGUUAAUAGAGUUAAAUCUCUGCUCUUGAAUCUUCUGUGCUUGAACAAUCGGAUGACUUCAGAGCAGGUGGUGAAUGAUAGCUGUUUCCUGUUGUCUGAAAUGAUCACAGUUCCACCAGAACAAGGACAAGCUGAAUGUGGAAGUGAAGGCGCAAGAACAGAAGAUACUGAAAGUGUGACUGAAGGAAGCCAGGAUGGAGAAAUUGCACCUUUAGGAACUAUACAACUAGAUGGUUGUGAAUGUUUUCAGAGUGUAAAUUCAAACUAAACAAAAUUAAUUUUUUUGGCAUAAUUUGGGGGUACCAAAGGGAACCUUUCUAAACUUGCAAUUUUAAAAUCUACAAAAGAAUACAUAGGCUGAUCUAGAAAGUUUUAUAUGUAUGUUUCCUGCUUUGGCCUUGAAUAUGUUUUUUGUGUGAACUGAGGUCCUUUAUGGAUAGUUGAUAUCCAUGGUUGAAUUGUGGGUUCAGUUUCUUUAAUAUCUCAUUUUCCUUCUGCAGUCAAAAUUCUUUUUACUUGUCUUUCAGAAUUCUGGGCAUUGCUUUUCUCAGUGAAUGGAACUUACCAAAUUGCUUUAAAGAACGUGUUUUUUUUCCUUUAAUGAUUUUGCUUUUGCAAAAACAGUAUUUAAGUAUGUAUUCAAGAUUGAUUUGAAUAAA
Sceloporus undulatus (fence lizard) is the source of this 3761-nucleotide messenger RNA. It is a transcript of the gene STK31, whose product is annotated as serine/threonine kinase 31. NCBI's taxonomy places the organism in Eukaryota, Metazoa, Chordata, Lepidosauria, Squamata, Phrynosomatidae. Gene Ontology annotation, molecular function: ATP binding; protein kinase activity. The record is from RefSeq and is a predicted model, not a curated record. Gene Ontology annotation, biological process: protein phosphorylation. The transcript has 25 exons. The coding region runs from base 281 to 3370 and encodes 1029 amino acids.